AUGUCCCAACUUGCAAUUUUUCAAUACUUGGAGCAAGUAGCUGUAUUGUUGGAGGAGAAUUGCACUUGUUGCUUUGGCAAGCAAGAAACUGAUCAGUCGUACGGGGAUUUAUGGGAGAAAAUUGUUCAAUACUACAACCAGUGGAGGACAGAAAGUCCCGAGGUUGAUGUUGAAAAAGCCUCAAAUCAUUGGUACAAAAUGAGUGCCGAGGUUUCAAAGUUCAUUGGGUGCUACACUCAAGUUAAGGAUACACAUCCUAGUGGCCAUGUUGAAGAUCAAGUAAUCGAGAUGGCCAUCAAACUUUGGAAGAGUCGCAACCCAACUGAUAGAAAUUUUCCUUACCUACAUAGUUGGAAAAUUCUUCGAGAUCAACAAAAAUGGAAAGAGUUUGUUACUAAAGAAGGUAGUAAGUCAAAGAUAACAAAAAAUAUUAUCUCAGGCGCUUACACUUCAUCAAGUUCAAACGCGGAUGCAAGUGACACUAACAGCGUAACAAUGAUGGAUGAGCGUCCUCCGGGUCAAAAGGCAGCUAAAGCAGCAGCAAAGGGUAAGGGGAAGUCGACGAGCAAGAAGGUUACUGAGGAUGCUACUCAAACAUGGAAUAAGUUUGAAGAGUUACAAGAGAAAAAAAUGGCCAUGUACCAGGAGCGUAUUCGUGUUGCAGAUUUUGAAAUUCUUUUCAAGGAUACUUCACAAAUGGACGAAAACACUCGAAACACUCAUAAUCAAGUUUGCUCGAUCAUCAAGGCUAAGUACAAUAUACAGUAA
Messenger RNA from Beta vulgaris subsp. vulgaris (sugar beet), 768 nucleotides. RefSeq lists its product as uncharacterized. The transcript is spliced from 2 exons. The record is from RefSeq and is a predicted model, not a curated record. NCBI's taxonomy places the organism in Eukaryota, Viridiplantae, Streptophyta, Magnoliopsida, Caryophyllales, Amaranthaceae. Bases 1 to 768 code for a protein of 255 amino acids.